AUACGUGAAACUUAUACAUUUUAAAGAAAAUUAACCAGCCACCUAUUGCAAAAUUGCUUUACGUAUGUAGAUUUUGCAUAUUACAACCCAAACAUAUAAAUUAUUAUAUCCCUAAAUAAAUAAAGUAUUUAUCCAAUAAAAAAACAAUUUAACAUAAUGCGUUUGUUUCUUUUGUUUAAUAUUAGGCUAAUAACAAGAAAUAGUUUAUAGAGCAUAACGUUUAAAUUAAAAUUGCAAAUCUAAAUCAAGAAAGAGUUGGUUAUUCCAACAGAAACCAUAUAGAAGAGUUCCAGGAUCUCCCCAGGCAUUUAACAGAGGGAAGAGACCAUUAAAUAUGGCAAACGAAACAUGCUGUACUAACUGCAACAACACAUAAAACCAAACAGAAUCAAUCUCCCUCUCCAUCAUUCUACCGUUUAUAUAUUUUGCUCCAGACAAGAAUAGUUUCUGAGGUGAGGGAGAGAGAUCUCUAGGGUUUUCACUAAAUCCUUGGAGUCAGUCUCCUUCUCCAUCACAAACCAUUUAUCUCUGUGCGGUUAGCAUACAACUUUUGCUUCUGUUUAAGUCCUUUUUCUUCUAAUUCUUGCAUACAAACAAGGCAAACAUGCAGAUAUACACAUGACCUAACUUGUACAACAAGGCACAGAUCCCAUAUGAUUUGACUUUUUGUGAUAUAUAUACAUAUAUAAUCAUUAAAAAAACAAUAGUGAAAAAUGGUGAGGGUUGGUGAAGCAUUGAGUGUAUCACCCUCAUCGUCCUCAUCUCUCAACGAAAGCGAUGCUGAAGAGCUUCAAAAGAUGUCACUAGAACCACCGAGAGCUAAACCCAAGAAACGUCUCUCGAAGCAACUCUCAAUGCUGGAGACCAAAAGAGACAAGGCAUGGGAGCGUCGCCGUCGCCAGAUGCUCCAUCACCUCGAGAUGAAGCAAAUAAACGAAGGAGGAGAUAUUGACUUAACGGACGAGGACUUGAGUGAGCUCAAAGGUUCUAUUGAGUUAGGGUUUGGUUUCAACGAAGAGCAAGGACAACAACUCACAACUACGUUGCCUGCUUUGGACCUUUACUUCGCUGUGAACCGUCAGAUCUCUCCGGUUUCUACACCAAGCAGCGGUGGAUCUUCGUCGUCUAGACUUACUUCCCUUGGAGAAGGUUCCUCCUCCUUUGGUAGUCCUAUGAGCGACUCGGAAGGAUUGAAAUUUAUGUCUCCAGGUAACUUUUUUUUUUUCAUGUUGCCGCAUUUUUAUAAGAGAUCUUUAACUCAUUUCUAUUUUUUCUUCUAUAAAUAUGAGUUUUUGCUACAAUAAAUUCCUGAAUAAUAUAUUUUUCUAUUAUAAGGAAAUGUUAUAUUUUGUCUUUUAUUAUAAAGACAAAAUAGCAUUCAUUUAAAUAAAAAAAUAUAUAACAUUAGUUCUACUAUAUAUAAUAGAGGACUACUAGAACAAAAACUCAUAUUUAUUUUAAAGUUCCUCUGUUAUAUAAGAAAAUUUAGAAAUAGAACAAAAAAAAAUAUAAGAUGAUUUAAACGCAUUCUGUUAUUUAACAUGUAUCAUCGUAUAAGUGUUGGAAUGAUAUAACUUACUAAAAGUAAACUUUCAGGAGAUAACCCCCAACAGGUUAAAACGAGGCUGAGGCAUUGGGCACAAGCUGUUGCAUGUUCUGUUAUACAGUAUAAUUAACCAAAGAAGUGAGACAAAGGAAGUGUUGUGAUAUUAUGGCAGCUAACGAGGGUUUAUUUAAGGAGGUGAUUAAGACAGAAGAGCAAACUAUUGAAGUUACAAACUAAAAGAAGAAUUGACAAAGAUGCAUAAAGGUCUUGGUUUGUUGUUAUCCAACUUUUAUUUUCACCAAAGACCAAGAGUAAUUCUAUUAUAGAUAUACUAGGUUUUUGCUUCUAAAUUUUUCCUAACAAACUUCUUUUCUAAUAUCAAAGAGAAAUAUACUUCUUUUGUUCGGUGAGAAAUAGACUUCUAAUACAGAAAACAAUGAUGAAUGUCUUGUUAUUUUUCAAACUCGAGGUUCUUUAUUUAACUUUGUUUACUAAAACCAGCAAAGGAGUAUCAGUUUAACAGAGGCUUAAGCAGGCUUAAACUUUUUCACCAUGUUAUUAUAGGCGAAAAAGUUACAUCAAGUUAACAAAGUAUCAAUUUAACUAAUUAAAAAAUAUAUAAUGAAAACUUCAACACUCCCCCUCCCCCUUCCACACACACACAUACAUACAAACACUCUUCACACAAAUCCUACAAGAAAAAUCAUAGAAAAUGCAAACCAAACCCACAGAAAAUGAAAAUCCACAAGGACAAUAUAAACACCAAACCCCAAAACAAUAUGAAUCAUUCCUGAAUACUGUAAAAUAUUGAGAUUAUUA
Brassica rapa (field mustard) is the source of this 2365-nucleotide messenger RNA. RefSeq lists its product as uncharacterized. Lineage: Eukaryota; Viridiplantae; Streptophyta; Magnoliopsida; Brassicales; Brassicaceae. The record is from RefSeq and is a predicted model, not a curated record.